Physeter macrocephalus (sperm whale) is the source of this 1482-nucleotide messenger RNA. Its product is annotated as C2 calcium-dependent domain-containing protein 4A-like. The transcript is spliced from 2 exons. Lineage: Eukaryota; Metazoa; Chordata; Mammalia; Artiodactyla; Physeteridae. Bases 296 to 1411 code for a protein of 371 amino acids. The record is from RefSeq and is a predicted model, not a curated record.
GCCUACCUGGAGCGGAAGGCGACGGGGACUGAACUUGCAACUCAGGAACCAGAGGGACUGAAGAAGAGGCAAAGGUCUGAUUUCUACUUCUUCGUUUAUUUAGUAAUAAUGACUGGAAGGCGGGUGGCUUUGUGGGCGCGCGAGAGCUCGGCCCGGACUGGCAGCGGGUCGUAGGCGCAUUGGCACUCGCAGAGGGCUCCGGGCACUCCCGAGAGGCCCCGGGCGUCCAAACUUAGCAGCUUCUCUCCCUCGCAGGAGCGCUUCUUCCCCCCACUCCCAGCCCCAGCCUCAGAGGAUGCGGCUCCUCGGGAAACUCCGCGCCUCUGCCGCGGGCCGCGCGGUUCUGGAGCCUGCCUUCUCCAACGUGCUCACCCCGGACCGUAUCCCCGAGUUCUGUAUCCCGCCGCGGCUGCCCGUGCCCUGCGCGCCCGUGUCCUCACCCCUGGCCGCCUCCCUGCCCCGGCGGUGCGCUGCGGAGCCGGACCUUUGGCAUCGAGGAGCCUACGACGGCGCGGGGCGCACGGACUGGGACCCACGCUCGCAGGCCGCGCUCUCGCUGCCGCACCUGCCCCGGGUGCGCACCGCCUACGGCUUCUGCGCGCUACUCGAGAGCCCGCACACCCGCCGCAAGGAGUCGCUCUUCCUCGGGGGCUCGGGCACUUCCCCGCUCCUUCCCGCGCCCCGCCCCCGGGCCCGCACCUACGGCGGCGGCGGCGGUGGAGACGCCCGCCUCGCGCCCCCGGGAAGAGUAUCUGCUGCGCCUCCCGCGGCCCCCGGCGGCCCCCGCCCGCCCCCGGUUGCGCUCGCCCCGCGGCCCUGCGGCCGCCGCCUCCUGCGCGCUCCCGAGGGGCUGCUGCGCCGCGCGCUGCGGGCCGGGAGGAGCCGAGGCCUGGCCCGCGCCCGCUCCGUCUCCAGCGGGGACGGGGACGACGACGACGACGGGCGCCGCGCCGGCUCCCGGUCCCCGGUCCGGGCCCCCGCCACGUCCCCUCCGCCGCCCCCCGACCCUCGGCCCGAGCUCCUGGAGGCCGAGGGCACCGUGACUCUGGACCGCGCCGGCGGCGCCCUGCGCCUGGCCGUCGAGUACAGUCGGGACAGCGGGCGCCUCCGCGUCCGGCUGCUCCGCGCCGAGGGCCCGGCCGGAGGGGUCGCCGAGCCCCGCGCCCCCGUCGGCUGCCGCGUCAGCUUCGUCCUGCAGCCGCCGGGCCAGACGCGCCGGCCGCGGGGCGCCGUGGUCCGGCGGAGCCUCCGGGCGGUCUUGGAGCAGGACUUGUGCUUGGACGGGCUCUCGGAGGACGAGGUGCGCCGCCUGGCCGAGCGCGUCAAGGCCGAGAACCGGGGCCGCGGGCUGGAGCGGGGCCGCCUGCUGGGCCAGGGCGAGCUGCUGCUGGGCCCCCUCCUGCUCCUCUGAGGGCGCGCCCUGCCCCUGGGGCCUCUCGGACCCUGCCAACCGCUUUGUACCAAAUAAAUGUUAUUUAUUCA